AAAAGGCAUAAAAAGAUUUGGUUUUUUUGAUUCUUCAAAUCUCUCUUUUCCUCCUCUCUCUCUCUCUCUCUCUCCAUCAAAUACCAAAUUAUCUGGAAGCUGAGUACAUCUUGUUUUCUGCUCAUUCCUCUCUCUGUUUCAACAAUGGAGAGUACUAUAGUUAUGAUGCUCAUGAUAACAAGAUCUUUCUUUUGCUUCUUGGGUUUCUUAUUAUGCCUUCUCACCAGCUGCUCUGUAAACGGACUGCUUUCUCCUAAAGGAGUUAACUUUGAAGUGCAAGCUUUGAUGGACAUAAAAGCUUCAUUACAUGAUCCUCAUGGUGUUCUUGACAACUGGGAUAGAGAUGCUGUUGAUCCUUGUAGUUGGACUAUGGUUACUUGUUCUUCAGAAAACUUUGUCAUUGGCUUGGGCACACCUAGUCAGAAUUUAUCUGGUACAUUAUCUCCAAGCAUUACCAACUUAACUAAUCUUCGGAUUGUGCUACUGCAGAACAAUAACAUUACAGGAAAAAUUCCUGCUGAGAUUGGUCGGCUUACGAGGCUUGAGACUCUUGAUCUCUCUGACAACUUCUUCCGCGGUGAAAUUCCUUUUUCAGUAGGCUAUUUACGAAGCCUGCAAUACCUGAGGCUUAACAACAAUUCUCUCUCUGGAGUGUUUCCACUGUCACUAUCCAAUAUGACUCAACUUGCCUUCCUUGAUUUAUCAUACAACAAUCUCAGUGGUCCAGUUCCAAGAUUUGCUCCAAAGACCUUUAGCAUCGUUGGGAACCCGCUGAUCUGUCCCACGGGGACUGAACCAGACUGCAAUGGAACUACAUUGAUACCAAUGUCUAUGAAUUUGAAUGCAACUGGAGCUCCUUUAUACACCAGUAGAUCAAGGAAUCACAAAAUGGCAAUCGCGGUUGGGUCCAGUGUUGGCACUGUAUCAUUGAUCUUCAUUGCUGUUGGGUUGUUUCUCUGGUGGAGACAAAGACAUAACCAAAACACAUUCUUUGAUGUUAAGGAUGGGAAUCAUCAUGAGGAAGUUUCACUUGGAAACCUGAAGAGAUUUGGUUUCCGGGAGCUUCAAAUCGCAACGAAUAACUUCAGCAGUAAGAACUUACUGGGGAAAGGUGGCUAUGGAAAUGUAUACAAAGGAAUACUUGGGGACAGUACCGUGGUUGCAGUGAAAAGACUAAAAGAUGGAGGAGCAUUAGGAGGAGAGAUACAGUUUCAGACAGAAGUCGAAAUGAUCAGUUUAGCUGUUCAUCGAAACCUCUUAAGACUCUACGGUUUCUGCAUUACACAAGCAGAGAAGCUUCUGGUUUAUCCUUACAUGUCUAAUGGAAGCGUUGCAUCUCGCAUGAAAGCAAAACCGGUUCUUGAUUGGAGCAUUAGGAAGAGGAUAGCGAUAGGAGCUGCAAGAGGGCUUGUGUAUCUCCAUGAGCAAUGUGAUCCCAAGAUUAUCCACCGCGAUGUUAAAGCAGCGAAUAUACUUCUUGAUGACUACUGUGAAGCUGUUGUUGGCGACUUUGGUUUAGCUAAACUCUUGGAUCAUCAAGAUUCACAUGUCACAACCGCGGUUAGAGGCACGGUGGGUCACAUUGCUCCAGAGUAUCUAUCAACUGGUCAAUCCUCUGAAAAAACCGAUGUCUUUGGGUUCGGGAUUCUUCUUCUUGAGCUUGUAACGGGACAAAGAGCUUUUGAGUUUGGUAAAGCGGCGAACCAGAAAGGUGUGAUGCUUGAUUGGGUUAAAAAGAUUCAUCAAGAAAAGAAACUUGAGCAACUUGUAGAUAAAGAGUUGUUGAAGAAGAAGAGCUAUGAUGAGAUAGAGUUAGACGAAAUGGUAAGAGUGGCUUUGUUGUGCACACAGUAUCUGCCAGGACACAGACCGAAAAUGUCUGAAGUUGUUCGAAUGCUGGAAGGAGAUGGACUGGCAGAGAGAUGGGAAGCUUCUCAAAGAACAGAUAGUACUUCAAAAUGUAGCAACAGGAUCAAUGAACUAAUCUCAUCCUCAGACAGAUACUCUGAUCUUACAGAUGACUCCACUUUACUGGUGCAAGCAAUGGAGCUCUCUGGUCCUAGAUGAAGCCUAUACAUGCAUGAACCUGAAGAAGAAGAAGAAGAAGAAGAAGAAGAAGAUGUUUUUGUUAAUUUCUUGAAUCUGUAGGAAAUCUUGGUUUGUUGUAUAAUAGGAGAGGUUUUUGU
This is a messenger RNA of Capsella rubella, 2186 nucleotides long. Its product is annotated as protein NSP-INTERACTING KINASE 1. The record is from RefSeq and is a predicted model, not a curated record. The coding region runs from base 145 to 2067 and encodes 640 amino acids. Lineage: Eukaryota; Viridiplantae; Streptophyta; Magnoliopsida; Brassicales; Brassicaceae. The transcript has 9 exons. Gene Ontology annotation, biological process: protein phosphorylation. Gene Ontology annotation, molecular function: ATP binding; protein kinase activity; protein binding.